Akanthomyces muscarius is the source of this 1137-nucleotide messenger RNA. RefSeq lists its product as uncharacterized. Gene Ontology annotation, biological process: protein phosphorylation. Gene Ontology annotation, cellular component: nucleus; cytoplasm. NCBI's taxonomy places the organism in Eukaryota, Fungi, Ascomycota, Sordariomycetes, Hypocreales, Cordycipitaceae. The record is from RefSeq and is a predicted model, not a curated record. Gene Ontology annotation, molecular function: ATP binding; cyclin-dependent protein serine/threonine kinase activity. The transcript is spliced from 4 exons. Bases 1 to 1137 code for a protein of 378 amino acids.
AUGACCGCCAACCAGCACGACUGGCAUUCCUCCAUCUCCGCUACAGAUCGCUAUGGCGCAAUACGAUCCAUCCAAGAAGCUCUGGCCGAUGGCUCCAUGACCACGGCCAUGUCCAUUGAGCAGGCCGCCUACAACGAUUCAGCAUCCUUGGACGACUACGCAGCCACAUGUAAAGCAGCAAUCGCCGCCACGGCCAACACAAGCCCUUCACAAGACAACACCUCGGGGACAAUAGGCGAUGCACGCAUAGGCUCCUACACCAACUGUGUCGCCAUCGCCGACGGCGUCACCUCCACCGUCUACCGCUCCUCUGACGGCACGACGGCCCUCAAGGUUAUCACCGCGCACCACCCCCUGCCGCCGCACAAUCCCCAGCGCGAGAUCCGCAUCCUGCGGCUCCUCGGCCCGCCGUGCAUCCCGCUUCUCGACGCCUUUCGCGACCAGACGCAGCAGCAGGUCCUCGCCUUCCCCUACAAGCCACUCACCCUCGAGGCACUCAUCGCGAGCCAAGCUGAAGCACCGCUUGCGGCAACCCAGACCAAGGCCAUCUUUGCCGACGUGCUGCGCGCGCUGGCGCACAUCCACGCGCAGGGCAUCAUACACCGCGACGUCAAGCCCUCUGCGAUCCUGCUCGACUCACCCGCGGGGCCGGCGCACCUGUCCGACUUUGGCAUCGCGUGGCAUCCGGCGCUGUCGGCGGCCGAGGAGCCCGCCGCGGCCAAGAUCCUGGACAUUGGCACAGGGCCGUACCGCGCGCCCGACAUGCUCUUCGUGAACAAGGCGUACGGCACCGAGGUGGACGUGUGGGCGCUGGGCGUCAUGCUCGCCGAGUGUCUGUCCGCGCCUCCCAGGCCGCCGUUUGAGUCGCGCGCGGCGCAAGAGGACGGGAACCAGCUCGGGCUGAUCUUGAGCAUCUUCAAGACCAUGGGCACGCCGACGCCGGAGACGUGGCCCGAGGCGGAGCGCUUCCAGGUGUCCCCGUUUCAGAUGUGGACAGUGUUUCCGCAGAGGUCGUGGCGAGAGAUACUGCCGGCCAUUGACCCAGACUGGCUGGACAUGAUUGCUUCGACGGUGCGCUACAGCAAGCGCGCAACUGCUGAGGAGCUCUUACAGCAUAAAUGCAUUCAACAACGUUGA